Molecule: messenger RNA, 31911 nt
Organism: Gadus macrocephalus (Pacific cod)
Lineage: Eukaryota; Metazoa; Chordata; Actinopteri; Gadiformes; Gadidae
Gene: macf1a
Product: microtubule actin crosslinking factor 1a
Exons: 101
Coding region: 3823-29640 (8605 amino acids)
Biological process (GO): intermediate filament bundle assembly; regulation of microtubule-based process; regulation of focal adhesion assembly
Cellular component (GO): cell junction; cytoplasm; microtubule
Molecular function (GO): calcium ion binding; cadherin binding; structural molecule activity
Source: RefSeq, a predicted model, not a curated record
UUUCCCUUCUGGGAAAUGUCUUGCCGCUGUUGAAGAGGAUUUACUGUGAUGCCUGAUUUGUGGUUCAACAUCGGGCCAAAGUGUGUGUGUGUGUGUGUGUGUGUGUGUGUGUGUGUGUGUGUGUGUGUGUGUGUGUGUGUGUGUGUGUGUGUGUGUGUGUGUGUGUGUGUGUGUGUGUGUGUGUUGAAUACGGGUGUGCGAUGGACCCAAGCAAGUGUGUGUUGAGUGUCGCUUCAAGUGUGGGUGUGUGUCAUCCCUUUAAUCCUCCUCAUAGUUUCUCUUUUCUUCCUUUAAUCUCCCCUUUGCACUCUAUAAGUCUCAUAUAAAAUCUGCCUCUUCUCCACCUCCUCUCCUCCUUUGCUUCAUCCCUCCCUACUUUUUUUUUACAUGACCACAAAACCUCUGGGGAGAUGGAAAGUUGUAUCAAUGUUUAAGAGAGAGAGAGAAGGAGAGAGGGAGGGAGAGAGAGAGGGAGGGAGAGACUCCAGUGAAAUUGAUUGUAUCGCUCCUUGGAAUCAUUCCCGGAACACAAUAGUGUGAUGCUCAUCGCAUUCUCCUUCUUUUCCCUAUUUCUCUCUUUCUUGCAUUUUCGUGGGUUCUUCAAAUUCAACGGGGGAUCUUCAGGUCGUGUGUGUGUGUGUGUGUGUGUGAUAUUGAAGGGUUCCCACAAGCAACUGAGACUUAAAGGGAGAGAGAGAGCGAGAGAGAGAGAAAAAAAAGACACGAAUAGGAGGAGCACAGAGCUGGGAGGGGUGGAGAGCGAGGGAGCGAGAGAACGAGUGAGUGAGCGAUCGAGCAGUACAGAGUGUGAAGCCGCCGCAGCAGCAGCAAGGAGAUCAAAGCUUUUCCAUCGCCCACCCUCUCUGUCUCGCUCUCUCCGGCGGUGGUUGAAUACAAGGGAUAAAUUGGAGGAGGGAAGCCAGCAAGAGGGUAAGCGAAACGGGGCCGUCUGCUGUCACAGGAGCUCACGGCUUCCCCUCAUCUACAGGCCUCUCCACAUUCUUCCCACCGGAGGAAGACACGCAUGCAGGAGAGGGCUGACGGACAAGGACGAACCUGGGGACUGUCCAGAUUUGCGUGCACACACGCAUACAUUCCCGCACACACAAAGACGCACACACACACACACACUCAAAGGACACCUCUCGCGUGGACCAGCGCUAUCGGAAUGGAUCAGUUCCAGGCGGAACGCCUUUCUACUUUUUAGAGGGACUAUCACGCUCAGCGGCGGUGCGCUUCCUAGCAGGAUGAAGCAGUGUUAAGCUGUGGCACUGUGGCUGUCGCGCUGCUGCUUCGUCGUACGUAUUGUGCAGGUUGUUCGGAUUCCGGCUGGAUUCUGAAACCAAACCGAGGGGGAGGGUCCCAUCGCUCUCGACCCGGACAGGGCCUUGGACACGUUCUCUCCAGUCCCCUGUAGCAGACCGGUCGAGGCCAAUGGAUCUCCUCGCUUCAUACUAGUCUUCCGACCCUUUAAAGCUUCUUCAACCCAUCCAUCCUCCUCUACCUCCGCCUGGAGACAGACGCGGUCCGGAACCAGCCUCUGCUCCUGGCCCAGAUGCCUCUCUCCUAAUUAGACGUGGAGCUGGAGUUGGGAGGCUAUAACGAGACACCCGAGGAAGUGGAGAGAAAGAGAGAGGGAGGGAGAGAGAGAGAGACAGAGUGGGGGUGCAAGAGUGUUGCUUCAUCUUUCUUCCCAACCCCCUCUUUGUUACGACGUGAUCUGCCCGAUAUCUCCCCCAACCCCUGCGAGACUGUAUGUAUUUCUUUGGGACUGUUGCAUCGACGCACUGCACCACCUGAUGAGGAGCACCUUGGCUUGACCCAGAGGAGGGGACAGAGGCAGAGGCCAUUUGUUUUUGUGUUGCACUCCAAACCCCCGUGGGUAUUGUCCUGACCGACUUGGUGGAGGAGAAUCUGAGGUCCUGGGUCUAGCUGGGAGGCGUGCAUACACAGGCAUGUCUGGUCUGCCUAAUCCUCUGGAGAUAUUCUGAUGUAACGCUACCAGCGAGACUCCCCGAGCUGCAUAACGGAUAUGCACACACAUGGGCGAGUUCAGAAAUCAAGGCUCCACAGGUAGUAAGAGUUUAGGCUUGCCUCGGUUUUUCGCGCGUGACUUCUUUUGGAGAAGUAUUCGUUUUUUGGCAACGAGUUGUUGAUCGAGCACAUGCUUGAAUUAAGGAGGCACUAACGCACACACACAGAGGAUCUAGCAUGUCAGCGGCGGUGCAGUUGGAUGAGCAGGGAGGAGAGUUGUGGGAGGAGUGUGGGAGACUGGAGCCGGCACUCUGAUUGAGUUAUUAACAAGAUGUCACUCCAUUGGCUGGCUUUCCCAACAAGCUGCCGCAUCAUAGGCUGAGUGCACACUCUCCUUCAUCUAGCCUCCUAUGCUGGCAAAAGCAGAGACUAUCUUUAGCGUUAGCAUCAGAGUUUAUCGACAGCGCUAUCCAUACGACUGCUAGGGCUACGUCUACCGCUACUACGACUAGUACGCUUGUUAUGACAGCUGCAUAAUAUUCAGUGUCUUCUGUUACUCAUCUGACUUGGCCGACGGUGAAGAAACACGGCUACAGUUGCUACGACACAUCAAUAUUUAAUGUGCUUACAUCACCACAAAGAGAUUUGCAUCGAAAUCGAAGAAGAGCCGCGUCUCUGCCAGUGUAGCAGUGUGGAUUGCUGAUUUUUAAACAGCCCCGCCAACACUCCCUCCGUGUGAUAUCACGUGCACGGUUUGAUGCCGUGCACCUCGGAAUAUCGCGGCGUCGAGCCAGUGAGAUGAGACUUCUAUUGAUUCCAACUCGUCUUGCCAGUUUGCUUUCUGCAUACACACACACAAUGACUCUUUAGAACACGCACAACCUUUCACACAUCCAGUCUUGCACACACACACACACACACACACCACACACAUGCACGCACACCAGUGAAGACCGAGCACACAAGCUGUGCCGUGGAAAUAGUCCAAGCCUUAAUGAGGAGUACGAGAGAGUGACUCUGCAGUGCAUGGGUUUUCUCCCCAUCCCUCCCUCUCUUUCUCUCCAUCUCUCUGUACUUUGAAAAACACCACUGGCGCCCAUGGACCUCAACUGGUUGCAUCGCCUUUACUACCAGGGCAGAACCACAACGAGGACCAAGACCAGGACUAGGACCGAGAACCCAGGACCAGGAAGCUCAAUCCCUACAGCCCAUAUUUAUAACACCCCCCCUCCUGACUUGACGAUGUCUUGGUGUCCUUGACGACUAGCGUAUGUCCCCGGUGACUAGCGGAAUACAGAGAAAAGGAGGCCAGCACAAAAACACACACACACGCGCACCCAGCAGAGACACUGGCAAUAGGGACUAGCUGCCCACAGUGUGGUGGAAGAGAGGACUAGAGGAAGACGAGGAAGAGAGAGAGAGAGAGCGGACCGAACAGGAGAGAGUUUUGACACGCAGCCCUGCAGCAGGGUCGGCCUCUCGCUGAACCAAUGAGCACCCCGGGCAGAGGGAGCCUGACUGCCUCUACAGCUCCGUGUGACUGCACCCUACGCCCUCUGUCUUUUUAAAUAUUCAGUGUCCCAUGUCGACAAGGCAGAAGCUGAAGCGUCCCCUGCUGAUGUCGCUGUUCUUACAGGUGUCUGGGUUGACGCGGGCAACUGUCAUUCGUAACGCGUAGCCGCUCUGAUCCGCCCCCUGUGUUGACCCCUUACUCGGCUCAAACGGCCAGAAGCAGUCUUUUAAAUGGCGACUUGGAAACGGUUCAUCCAUUUCCCAUAUUUCCUAGUUUUGUAAAGCACUCGUUUUCUACUUUUUCUACCGGAGAGUGUUUGGCCGGACAGGGCCGACAUGGGGAGCUCCAUGGGUUGUGUUCGCCCCCAACGGGAGGAUCUAAGUGGAGCCCCGCCCCUUUCGCCAAAGAAGCGCCUGCGUUUCAAGAGGAAGCGCAAGGGGAGGAAGGGGAGGAAGGGCGAGGCGGCCCCGGAGGAGUCGGGGCGGCGGGGGAGUCGCGACCCGGACCCCCGGGACGAAGAGGAGGAGGAGGAGGGCGAAGGGGAGAAGGCGUCCCUAUUAGAAACGACCGAUUCCAAAAACACCAGGCUCUGCUUCAGGGGGGUACCGGACCCCCGGUUGGGCCACUUCAUGUCGUCCAGCAACACCCUCGCCCCUGGGUGUCACAGCGUCUCCAUGGGGGGCAGCAGUCUGCUGGAGGUGACCCCCAAACCAAGCCCGGCGUGGAGGGGGGUCUUCUGCCUCCCGGGCCAGGAGGACACCGUCAGCGCCAUCGUGGAGCUCUCCAGCCUCCCAGGCCAGACUCCCACCGCCAGGGCCCCUCCUGCCAGCCUGGCCCUGGGCACCGCCAACACCACCAGCAAGACCCCCCUGGGGAGCACCACCCCGGGGGGCGGCAGGGUGUGUCGAGUCAAGGAGAAGGUCCAGGGGGUCCUGGAGAAACCUUGGAUCCUCCGACCCAAGAAGGAGAAGAAGGAAAAGGGGAGAGCGAGACAGCAGCAGCAGCAGGAGAUGAAAGAGGCUGGAGGGACGGGCGGGGGCCGGACCGGGGGCACCGCGGGUCUCGGCGGGGCCCAGACGGCCAUGGAGAGGGAGCGUAAGGGGGUCAUCCACAUCCGGGAGGCCGAUGGGAAGCUGUGCGUGGUGCGGACUGUCUACCCCAGCGACUACGGAUCCCCCGUGUGGAGGGGAGACGUCGACGGGGUGGAGGUCCGGGCCGAGCCCCCCGCCCCGUCCCCCGUCACGGGGAACGUCCUCACCGUGCAGCUCUCCGAGGACGAUGACGGCAGGGCCAAAAUGGCCGACCCCGGACAGGCAGUUUCUGCUCAUCAAACAGGGAAUCGGGAAACUACGACUGCUGCUCGGCAGUUUGACCUGGACACUCCGCUAGGCAGGCUAGGGGGCACUUCGUUGCUGGAGUCGGGCUACGCCAGCGACCUGCCGUUGACCUCCCCGGGCACUGGGGGCACCACGCCCAGUCAGACGGACUGGGGGGGCACCACGCCCAGUCAGACGGACUGGGGCGGCCUCAACACCAGCAGCUCCUCGGAGAGAGUGGACUCCACGGUGGAGAGUCCUCUGUCUCCAGUACAGCAGGCACCUGUUAAACACCUGCCACAGAUCUCAGAGAUCUAUGUGAGCGGGGAGUCAGGUGACCUCACGGCCAAGGAGAAGCUGUUGCUAUGGACACAGCAGGCCACAGAGGGCUACCCAGGCCUGCGCUGCUCCAACUUCACCUCCUCCUGGAGCAACGGGCGCCUCUUCAACGCCCUGCUGCACCGAUACAGGCCAGACCUGAUUGAUAUGGAGGUGGUGACACACCAAAGUAACCGUGACAACCUGGAGCAGGCGUUUGAGAUUGCAGAGUCGCUAGGGGUAACCAGACUGCUGGACGCUGAGGACGUGGACGUUCCCUCUCCGGACGAGAAGUCAGUCAUCACCUACGUGGCCUCCAUCUACGACGCCUUCCCCAAGAUCCCAGAGGGAGGGGAGGGCAUCCCAGCCCACGAGGUGGACCAGCGGUGGUCUGAGUACCAGACCCGGUUCUCCUCUCUGAUGCAGUGGAGCCGCAAGCACACGGCCCUCAUGGCUGACAAGAACUUCCCCCAGAACCCUGUGGAACUCAAGGCACUUUAUAACCAGUACAUCCACUUCAAAGAGACGGAGAUCCCCAUCAAGGAGAUGGAGAAGAGCCGCGUGGAGCACCUCUACAAACUGCUCGAGGUGUGGAUAGAGUUUGGUCGCAUCAAGCUCCCUCAGGGCAUCCAUCCCAACGAGUUGGAGGUGGAGUGGGGGAAACUCAUCCUGGAGAUGCUGGACAGGGAGAAGGCUCUGCGGCCUGCAGUGGACAGGGUAGAGUUACUGCUUCAGAUGGCCAAUAAGAUCCAGAACACGGCUCUGGACUGUGAGGAGAAACUCACUCUGGCCAAAAACACUCUCCAAGCUGACAUGUCCCGCAUGGAGAGCGGGGAGGGGGUCCAGUGUGAGGGCGAGCUGGCCUGCUACCUGCAGGACUGUGAGGGUCUCAUCAGACAGCUGAACCAGGACGUCAGGGGUCUGCGAGAGGAGCGCUACUACCAGGUGGACCAGCUGGCCUCCAGGGUGUCGGGUCUACAAGAGGAGCUGGUCUCCCUCCGGCUGCAGUGCUCCAGCGUCUACAGGAAGGGCCACUUCUCCUCCCAGUCCCUGCUGGAGCAGACGGCCCCCAGGCCAGCCGACCGGGGCCUCUCGCUGGGGCAGACCCUGCUGGGCGCGGUGGGGGCGGUGGGGGCGGUGGGGGCCGCCUUGCUCCGCAGACCCAUGGCCCGCUCCCAGCUGGUGGCCAUGUCGUCGUCUGAGGACGAGGGCAGCCUGAGGUUCAUCUACGAGCUGCUGGGAUGGGUGGAGGAGACCCAGGAUCUGCUUGAGGGGGCUGAGUGGGGGGCAGACCUCCCCUCGGUGGAAAACAACCUCCAGGAACACAACGAGAUACACACCGCUGUGCAGGAGCUGCUGAGCAGCAUACAGGAGGCGCGCAAAUACCAGGGUAAAGUCUCUCCGAACUUCAAGAACAGCUACUGUGAAACCAUGGCCAAGCUGGAGCAUCAAUACUGCAAACUACUGGAACGAUCGUCAUGGCGCCUGCGGAGCCUGGAGAGCCUGCACGGGUUCGUGACGCGCUGCACGGAGGAGCUGAUCUGGCUCAACGAGCGGGAGGAGGAGGAGAUGGCCUACGACUGGGGCCACGGGAACACCAGCCUGGACACCAAGAGGGAGCUCUACACCGAAAUGAGGUCAGAGCUGGACGAGAAACAGGACAUGAUGCAAGUGCUCCAGGAAACAGCCGACCGCCUCUGUCAGGAGAACCACCCCGCCAAACAGACUGUAGAGGCAUACAGCGCGGCCCUGCAGACCCAGUGGCAGUGGGUGAGACAGCUGUGUGUGUGCGUCGAGCAGCAUCUCAAAGACAACGCCGCCUACUUCCAGUUUAUGAAUGAGGUGCGCGACUGUGAGUCGUACCUGCGUCAGCUGCAGGACACCAUCAAGAGACAGUACACGUGUGACCGCAACAGCAGACUCGGCAAACUGGAGGACCUGCUGCAAGACUCUAUGGAGGAGAAAGAGCAGCUGAUAGAGUACCGCAGGUCUGUGGCCAGCCUGGUGGGGCGGGCCAAAGCGGUGGUCCAGCUCCGCCCACGCAGCACUGACACCCCCCUCGGAGCCGCCACGCCCAUCAGAGCCAUCUGUGACUACCGACAGAUAGAGAUCACUAUAUCCCGUGGGGAGGAGUGUGUGUUGGAGGACAACUCCCAGAGGACCAAGUGGAAGGUGAUCAGCCCCAGUGGGAACGAAGCCAUGGUCCCCUCGGUGUGUUUCACCGUCCCCCCUCCCAACCCGGAGGCCAUCGACACCGCCAGCAGGAUGGAGCAGAUGUACCAGAAGGUGAUGUCCCUGUGGCACCAGCUGCACAUGAACAUGAAGAGCGUGGUGUCCUGGCACUACCUGACCAAAGACCUGCGCACCGUGUCCGCCUGGAGCCUCGACACUAUGCGCUCCCAGUCUCCGCCGGAGCGGGACCAGGCCCUGGAUGAGCUGGAGUCCCACCUGGCGGACUUCCUGUCGGACAGCAAGGAGAGCGCUCUGUUCACGCCCGCCGAGAGGUCGGACCUGGAGAAGGAGGCCCAGCAGGCCCAGAAACACUGCCAGGACCUGCUGCUCAACAUGGAGACCGUGGAGAAGGACGAGUCAGUCUCCCGGUCCUACCUGUCUGAGCUGCGUGACAUCAGCCUCCACCUGGAGGACGUGGAGCGCAGGCUGACCCGGGCCAUCCAGACCCCGCCCCUCAGCCACCUGUCAGGGGACGGCGCGGACGGCACCGCCAGGAUCACCGAGCAAGAGAAGAUGCAGGCGGAGCUGGAGGCUCUGCAGUCCAGCGUGGGGGAGGUGUCCCGCCGCUGCGUGGGCUUCUUCCAGGACAAGCCCACCUCCUCCAGCGUCCCGGCCAUGCGCUCCGAGCUCAGCCAGGCUGUUGAGAAGAUGGACAAACUGUACAACCUCUCCCACGUCUUCCUGCAAAAGCUGAAGACGGUGGACGUUCUGAUGAGCCGGCUGGGGGACACGGAGGAGGUGGUCCGCAAGUACGAGAGCAGACUGAGCGACGAAGACACCGUCCCCGCCGACACCACCGCCAUGCAAGUCCUGCAGGAGCAGCUAGCGUCGUGGCAGGGGGAGCUGAGCGCACAAGACGGCGUGCUCCGCUCGCUGCAGGCCGAGGUGGAGCGGGCGAGGGAGGCGGGCUCCCAGCUGGCCCGGCUCCACCCGGACCGCAGCUCGGAGCUGGAGCGCUACCAGGAGAGGGCCAAUCAGAUGGCAGAGAGGUGGAGCAACGUGGAGCGGCAGAUGGAGACACGGCGGGCUGACCUGGAGGUCCUGGGCUCGUCCCUGCAGCAGUACAAAGACGGCCACUCAGGCCUCAUUAGCUGGAUCGAGGAAACCACAGAGAGACAGGAGAACACACAGCCGGGCCAGAUGGACAGCAAGGCCCUGUCGGAACAACUGGCUCAACAGACGGCCUUGGUAGUUGAGAUCGAGGCGAACCAGACCAAACUAGACCAGUGCCAAAUUAACGCCAAACAGUACUGUACCUCAGUCAAGGACUAUGAGCUUCAGUUGAUGACCUACCGAGCCUUCGUGGAAUCCACCCACAAGUCCUCCCUCAAGAGGCGGAGGAUGCACUCCUCCUCAGACGCCAUUUCUCAAGAGUUCAUGGACUUGCGGACACGCUACACCGCCUUGGUUACCCUGACAACGCAACACGUCAAGUACAUCAGCGAUGCUCUGAGGAGAAUAGAGGAAGAAGAGAAAGAGGUGGAGGAGGAGAUGCAGGCCAGGGUGGGCCCGGUCUCAGAUCUUCUGGGCUGGGUGAAAGGUCUCCAGGGGCGGAGCCUUGGCCCCAACGCUGAGUCCUCAUUGGCUGCUCAGCAGGCCGUCACAGAACAACUCUCCGCUAGGAAGGAGGAGGUCGCUGAAGCCAUCAGGAGCACCCAGGUGUUCCUACAAUCUAAACAAGCCAGCAAGUUGUCCCCAGAGGAGAGUGCCCGGGUCAGGGCCCAGCUGGAGGAGCUGACUUCCACCUACAGCCAGCUGUGUGACAGCUCCAGCCAGCAGCUCCAAAAGAUGGAACACCAACUGGCCAAGGAGGAGGAGGAGAAGAAACAAACUGUUAUUGCUGGAAUCAUCGACAUGGGAUCCAUGGAAAUCUUCUCAGUGUUCAGUGCAGCCCAGUGCGGGCUCAUUGACCAGGAAACCUGCCGCUUCCUACUGGAAGCCCAACUCAUCUCUGGUGGGCUCCUCCAGCCUCCCUCCCCUCAAAGCCUCUCAUUGGAGCACGCCUUGGCCCAAGGAAUGAUAGACAACCACACCAGCCAAUCGUUAUCUUACUUGGAAAGGGCCUUGCAUCUGGUGAAUGAGACAAAAUCAAAAGAGGGAGAGAAGCAAUGUCUCCUGCCAGUGGCAAUAGCCUUGGAGGAAGGAGUUAUCAGUGAGCACUUGGGGCUCCAUAUUCUAGAGGUCCACAUGAAUACAGGAGGCUUGAGAUAUCCCAGUGGAGAAUUGGUCGAUUUGAACACUGCCUUAGACCAGGGUCUUUUGCCUUCAAGAAUCUACAUUAAGCUCCAAUCCCAGCUCCAACGUAGGGAGCUUAUUGACCCAAAUACUGCAGAAAGGUUAAGCCUGUCUGAGCUACAGCAACGCUGUAUAAGUCAUGAAGAGUCUGGCCUUCAUCUCCUGCCGGUCAAACAGCAAUCUGAAAGAACCGUCUCCCUACGUUCUGGAAGAAAAGUGGGCAUCUUCCGCGCCAGCCAAGAAGGUCUUGUGGACCAAAAUGUUACUGUGAGGCUACUUGAAGCUCAGCUAUUUGCUGGCGGUAUUGUUGACCCACGUUCUGGACAUCGUCUAGUCCUUGAUGAGGCUCUUAGCCAAGGAUUGAUGCAUCAGGAUCAGGCAUGCACUAUACUGGCUCGGCAGCUCCAAACUGGAGGAAUACUGGACCCUCGCAGCGGUGAGCGUCUAGGCUUGGACGAAUCUCUCCGCAGGGAUCUUCUGUCUCCUUCUUUAGCUCUCUUGGUACUUGAGUCCCUGCAGUCCUUCAUGGGGAUGCUGUGGCCAGAAUCUGGAGAACUAGCGCCCAUCGCAGAGGCCCUACAGCAGGGAGGCGUCUCAGAAGAUCUGGCGAGAAAUGUCCUGGGGCAACGUCAUGUUGUUGGAGCCUUGUAUGAUGUAGGAGCACUUCACUUGGUACCUCUCAGCCAAACAUCUGAAAAAGCCCUGGAUCUCAGUGUGGCCAAAGUCCUAAGCAAGAUCCAUAUCCCUGAUGUUCUCCCUAGUACACCAUCGAGUCCUCCAUCUACGAAUCGCAUCAGCUGGUGUUCCACCAGCUCAUCUCCUUCUCCAUCCUCACAACCACCUGGUUCCCUAACUACAGGGCAUGUCUGGGACUCUACUCCAAUGGAUUCUAGCGAAACACAAGAACAAGCAAAGCAUGUGUUACUUUCCCAUCUGAUGACUCACAGCUAUGUUGAUGUCCAUUCUGGGAAACGCCUUGUGCUUCUAGAUGCAGAGCUUGUGGAGUUGGUCAAGGCUACUGGGCUGUCAUGUGCAGACACUUCUCCUGGAUAUCAAGUUCAGGAGGAAGGAAGUAGUUUGAUCGCUGGUUCAAUACAGACCAUAGGUAGUAUCAGAACACUAGUAUUUAGUGCUGAGGGAGAGAAAGAGGAAACAGCGGAAGUUGUAAAGACAAGCUGUCAAGCAAUCCCAAAGGUUGUCCUCUCCAGUAAAAUCAUUGAACGAAAAGGCAGAACUAGUCAAGAAAGUAAAAAUGGUGUAGGUGACAGAGCAUUGCAGCAAACAUCCAAUCAGAAAAUAGAGCCAGCAAUCGGGGGGAAAGGUGAGAAAAAAAUUGGAAAUGUCACCGCAAAAGGUGAAAUAGAAAUAGCUCCUCGUUCUGAGAACUCUGCAGGAAAACCUCUAAGUCAGCAGGUAAACAAGUCAGAUCAACACAAAGAGGUGCAUAAUAAAGAAGGUAGCUCACCUUCAAAACAAGCAGACACUUCACCAUCCAUUAACCAAGACAAUGCAACUUCUUCUGUAGUAAAUACAGAAAGAGUCUAUGCUGAGUUAGAACAAGAUCUAGCCAUCGUAGAAAGUUCUAAAACUAUAGAUUCAGCAGGCUCCCAAGCAGUAAAAUCUAUGGGAUAUGCUCAAAUUGUCCAAAAGUCGGACUUGGAUUAUAAAUCACAGUUUAUUAACCGUAGCUCAGAGACAAAUAAAACGGAGGAGGAAGCUGAGAUGGAAAGGUUAACCAUAGAGCUUAAACAGGGUGGCCUCCUGACGGAGGAAGGAGACAGGCUGCUCCCAGAUGAGGCUGUAGCCCAGGGAAUCCUCCCAGGCCAAACUGCAGUUAAACUCAUGUCUCAAGCCGGUCUUUUUGGUGGAUUCCUAGAUGCCACUAGUGGUGAGUUACUCAGUUUAGAGGACGUAAUGCAGGAAGAUCUUCUUGAUGAAGACCUAAUGUGGAGUGUUCUUAAGUCUGAUAAAAGCCUAUCUGGUGUAGUGGACAUUGACAAAGGAAAUGUCUGUGGGUUGAGGGAGGCAGCUCAGAAAGGCUUGAUCGACUCCAACACUGCUUCUCGCCUUCUGGAAGCCCAGGUUCUCUCUGGGGGAAUUGUUGAUUUAAAUAGGGAUGAAAAAGUGUCAGUAACCCUCGCAGCCAACCUGGGUCUGAUCGAGGAGGAUCAGAAAGAAUCACUUGAGGCAUUAGAAAAUGCUUACAAGGGAAAGGCCACGGAACCACAAACGGCAAUUGCCAAAGCCACAAUCCAACUACAGAUGGAAGGCAUUGUUGACCCUGAAUCUCGGUCUCCUGUUCCACUGGAAUGCGCCAUUCAGAAGGGAUUGAUUGGUUCAGAGGAGGCUUAUCAGGCACUCUCAAAGCAGGUUGCUGAAGGGGGUAUUUUACACCAUGCUUCAGGAACAAGGUUGUCCGUUUCUGAUGCUUUGGAGAGAGGACUGGUUGACCGCUCCCUUGCCCCGGGACUGGAAGAACUGCAGUGUGUCUACAAGGGGAACGUCAGCCUUUUAGCACACCCAGAGGCUGCUCUAUUCCAAGCUUCAACAGGAGCUAUUUACAGCCCAGAAUCUGGACGCAAACUGACACUGACGGAGGCGGUUUCCAGGGGCCUGCUUGAGAAGAAAGUGGCCAAGGAAGCUAUGGCUUCUGAUAGUGUAACUCAAGGAGUAAUUGAUCCCCAAUCCUGUCGUAUUGUCCCUUAUUCUCACCUAGUACACCAGGGUAAGAUAGAUCUUAACACAGGAAAACGAUUCCUGGAGGUAAAACAAUUCAGCGGUAUUCAGGAUGAGCAAACGGGGGACAUCUUAACGUUAAAGCAGGCCAUUGCAAUUGGCAAAGUUGACCCAGUACCAGCUUUGAGGCUGCUCCAAAGCCAGGCUGACAGUGGUGGGAUCAUUGAUGUCACCAGUGGAGAUAGGCUGCCUCUGCCUGAAGCCUCUGAGAAAGGUUUGAUUGAGGAGGAUAUGGCCAGAGAAAUUGCCAUCAACCAGAUCACCAAAGGAGGCCUGAUCCAUCCUACUACUGGUCAAAGAGUUGCAAAUCUUGAUGAUGCUAUCAUAGCAGGUCUAAUCUCAAGUGAAAUGGCCUUUGAUAUCCAGGAGAGCAUGACUUUAGCAGAAAUAGAUGAAGGUGAGGGUAGUUAUACACCAAUGGUUUCCUCAAACAGUGCCUACAGCCCUGGUGCGGGUUCAUCAGUAGCCAGCAACCCUGUAAAAUGGUCAAGUGAAGGCGCUCUGUCAACCUCUCCACUCUUAGAGCAGUCAGGGAUAGGUUUGGUGUUUAAAGAGGUGGAUCAAAAGCAAUUGGAUUCUUUGACAUCAAAUCAGUUGAGCUUGUGUGAUGCCACUUUAGAAGAAGAUACUGUAGAGCAGCCACUCUCUGAGUCUGACUCAUCAAUUGACCUGCUGGCUAAAUUUGCCAGCAAUGUUGGGAAAAGGAUUCAGCAAGCAAUCAAUGAGAUCAAACCUCAGAAAGCUGAGCUAAAACAGGGGCCAGGUGAGGCAUCAUCAAUAAGGGAAAGACCUGCUGUCGGAACACAAAAAGAGAGUGAUUAUACUGGUAUCACCGCAGUAUCAUCCUACCAGGAAUCAGACCCUGAAACAUUCAACGCAUCUUCUAAAGUACAAGUUGCAGAACAGGUGACUAUCACAAGAUCAGUGGACCUAUCUGUUAGGGCUGACAAGAAAAAGACAAGGCCAGCAGAUGUCAGGGUUUUGUCAGAGCAUCAUGAAGAUGAAAAUGAUGAAAGAAUCAAAGACGCAAAAGCAGAUGAUGUCCGGGAGGAGGGAAAACAAAAGGAAAGCCUAGGUGUAGAUGUGCUUUCUCUAAAAGAACUAGAACAUGAAUACACCGAACAAUGUGACGAAGCAGGGAAAAGAGAGAUUGGAGGAGAAUUGGAGGACACAGCUGAAACAAUUCUAACAGGAGAGGGAACUGAUGUGAAGCAUUCAGACCAGAGUUUAACUGCUUCAGAUAAAGAGGCCGAAGCCAAAAGCAAGAAAAAGAAGAAGAGCAAGAAGAAAGGCAGGGGAAAGGAAAGUGAAAAUAAGCCACUACCUUUAGAGAAAAGCGAUAAUGUAUCGGACAUUAAACAAAUGGAUUCAGAAAAUGAAGGGCAGUCUCAACUCACAAAGUCAAUCACUGGUGUUUCGCCAUUACCAGUGAAGGUUAAGAUAUUAGAAUCCACCCCCGAAAGAGACCUCCAUGUCAAAGAUGGAGAACUAAAGAUUGAUGGGAAGGUUGAUGCAGCGGAAGUAAUCCUAGUAUCUCAAGAUGAUCAGCAGGCAAAUGAUAACGGAGGGCAACCAGACAUGACAAGAGCUGAAAUAGUAAGAAAGCAGAUGGAAGAAUGCCUAGACAAACAGUAUGGCAAGACAGAGAUGGGUGUUAGUGUGCAGAAGGGUGCAAAAAGACCUGAGAAGUCAAACCUACCAGACAAUGAGAAGGCAGCCCUGAUAUUGAAGGCAAAGGAGAGCAUAUUGAAGAAGGUGUUUGAGAAGGGAGUGACAGAAAAGCAAGCAGCUGAAGAGCUGGAGGCACUACGCAAGGAGGUGCACAGGAAGGACAUCCAGGGAGGGAAUGCCAGAGAUGGAAAGAUGCAAACUCCUGUGAUUAAGAUGGAAACUCCCUCGAGAAAGAUGGCAACUCCCUUGACUAAGAUGGUUGAUUUUGAGGGUAGUACUGAUGAAGAUGAUCACAGAAAAAGGCCUGAUGCUAAGCCAAAGGUGGAAUGGAAGGGAGAGGCCGGUGGCCGAAAGGAGAACUUGAAAGUGGAUGUCAAGGAAGUUGUGGUUAUAGAUGAGCCAAAUACCACAGAUGAUUCAAGCUUAGCCCUUAAAGAAGUUAAGACCGUAUCAAAAGAGAACGAUGAUUGUGUUGGUGAUAUUAAGGAGGGAAAAGAUAAAGAGUCUGUUUCACCAGACCAGCAUAAAGAAACCCCCUUGAGAAAGAUGGUAACUCCUUUGACUGAGAUGGUCGAUGUUGAGGGUAGCACUGAUGAAGAUGAUCUCAGAAAACCCCCUGAUGCUAAGACAAAGGUGGAAUGGAUGGGGAAGACCGGUGGCCGAAAGGAGGAGAACUUGAAAGUGGAUGUCAAGGAAGUUGUGGUUGUGGAUGAGCCAAAUCUCACUGACGAUUCAAGUUUAGCCCUUAAAGAAGCUAAGACCCUAUCAAACGAGAAAGAUGAUUGUGUUGGUGGUGUUAAGGAGGGAAAAGAUAAAGAGACAGUUUCACCAGACCAGCAUAAAGAAACCCUCUCGAGAAAGAUGGUAACUCCCUUGACAGAGAUGGUCGAUGUUGAGGGUAGCACUGAUGAGGAUGAUCUCAGAAAACCCCCUGAUGCUAAGACAAAGGUGGAAUGGAUGGGGAAGACCGGUGGCCGAAAGGAGGAGAACUUGAAAGUGGAUGUCAAGGAAGUUGUGGUUGUGGAUGAGCCAAAUCUCACUGAUGAUUCAAGUUUAGCCCUUAAAGAAGCUAAUACUGUAUCAAAAGAGAAAGAUGAUUGUGUUGGUGGUUUUAAGAAGGGAAAAGAUAAAGAGACAGUUUCACCAGACCAGCAUGAAGAAACCCCCUCGAGAAAGAUGGUAACUCCCUUGACAGAGAUGGUCGAUGUUGAGAGUAGCACUGAUGAGGAUGAUCUCAGAAAACAACCUGAUGCUAAGACAAAGGUGGAAUGGAUGGGGAAGACCGGUGGCCGAAAGGAGGAGAACUUGAAGGUGGAUGUCAAGGAAGUUGUGGUUGUGGAUGAGCCAAAUCUCACUGAUGAUUCAAGUUUAGCCCUUAAAGAAGCUAAGACCGUAUCUAAAGAGAAAGAUGAUUGUGUUGGUGAUGUUAAGGAGGGAAAAGAUAAAGAGACGGUUUCACCAGACAAGCAUAAAGAAACCCCCUCGAGAAAGAUGGCGACUCCCUUGACUGAGAUGGUCAAUGUUGAGGGUAGCACUGAUGAGGAUGAUCUCAGAAAAUGGCCUGAUGCUAAGCCAAAGGUGGAAUGGAUGGGAAAGACCGGUGGCCGAAAGGAGGAGAAUUUGAGAGUGGAUGUUAAGGAAGCCUUGGUUGUGGCUGAGCCAAAAAUCACAGAUGAUUCAAGUUUGCCCAUUAAAGAAGCUAAGACUUUAUCAAAAGAGGCAGGUGAUCGUGUCAGUGGUGUUAAGGAGGGAAAACAGACAGUUUCACCAGACCAGCAUAAAGAGACUAGGCAAGGGAAACGGCACAAAAAAACCAAAAAGUCUAAAAUAGCAAAAAUUGCAGGCCAUGCAGAUGCUGCUACAGAAAAGCCAUUGACUGAUGAUGCUGUUCAGGCAGUUAUGACGGCAACAAUCUGUACCAAGAAAACAGGAAUUAAUGUAGAAAGAAAAGCUGAUGACCAGAAAGGGGAAAGUUUGAAAUAUGUGAAGUCAGAGAGUGAUGUUGAUAGGCCCUCAAGCAGUGAUGACACAAACAAGAUGGCUUCUUCAACAGUUGAUGCCAAAACUACUGAUGAAGUUUUACAAAGACCAAUCCGUGCAUCAGCACCGGCAAUAGAGAAGGCAAAGGCUGAGGUUAAGUCUGCCAGGGAAGAAUUUAAGGGACCUUUAAAAGUAAUUGAAAGUAAGUCUGUUGAAGAAAUUAAGGAAGUUUUACAAAUGACUGGGAAGCAGUCUGCUGGAGACGAGUUUAAGAGAUCCUUACACAGUUCUGUCAUUAAGUCUGGUGGAGAAGAAGUAAAGGAACAUGUUCAAAAAUAUGUUUCUGACACUGUAAGGGAGGAAAUGAAGGAGCCUUUAAAAAUGGGUGGGAUUAAUUCUACAGAGGAAAAAUUAAAGGAAGCUUUACAGAUGACUGUUGUCAAAGAAAUGAAGGAACCUGUACACAUAGCUGAAAUUAAGUCUGCUGCAGAAGAAAUGAAGGGACCUUUAGGAUUGACUGGGAAUCAGUCUGCUGGGGAAGAAGUUAAGAAGCAUGUACAAAAAGCUGGAAUCGACUCUGUAGGGGAGGAAAUUAAGGAACCUAUACCAUUAGCUGGGAUGACAUCGAUUGGGAAAGAACCGAAAGAACAUCAACUCAACAUUAAAGAGCAACUACACCCUGCAAUACCUAGCAUUGCUGCAGUUGUUUUUAGCACCACUUAUGAGGCUGUUGAUAACAAAUCAUAUUUACAACCUGAUUCUAGAUCAGUGGAUUCCAUGAAACAGGAUCCAAACCUAGUUGAAAGUCCUCUUCCAAGUCAGACAGGCAACAAGCCGCAUCCAGACUCUCUUUUACCAUCAGAGGAAAAUCCCACAGAAUCUGAGUUGGCUGAGGUACUAGAGUCUGAUACGACUACAGAGAGCAGUGGGGAGGGGGAGGAGGACAAGGAAGAAAUAAAGAUGAAGAAAAAGAAGGGCUCCGCAAAGUCAUCACUGAUCCGGCAGGAAUGCCUGGAACAUGACCAGCGAAUUGUGGCUCUGGUCUCCAUGGUGAGGCACAUAGAGGUCUGCCUCAAACAGCAGCAGCAGCAGUCUGUCGGCCGUGGCCUCAUCUCUCUAGAAGACAUCAUCAGACAGACAGAGGCGCUGAGCCUCGAGCUCCAGGACCUGGAACCAGAGGUAAACAAGGAGGUGGAGGCCGCUGCCCAACUGCUUGAGCCACGCCCUUCCAAUGUCCCACCUCAGCUCCUAUUGGCUCUGGAGAAGGAUAUGCGGAGCCUGGCCCGAGGGUACGAGUCCGCCAGGGGAGUCUCUGAGACCAUUCUACAGGGUCUACGAGAACACAGAGACUCUUACAAGGAGGCUGUGACAGCGGAGCAGAAGAACCUGGGAGGUCUGGUGGAAAACCUCCUCACCUGGUUGAGCGAGACGGAGGCCAGGAGCAUCGGAGCGAUGGCAGGGAAGGAGGAGAAGGAUAGCCCUGUUGAUCAGAUUACGCAGCAACUGGAAUACUGCAAGGAGUUCCAGGCUGCCCUGACGGCCCGCUCCAAUGAGGUCAUCGACGCGGCCUUUGACGUUCAGGUGUUCAUCUCGGAGCGCGCCCAGGACCUGGCCCCCGAGCAGAGCAGGCACCUGCUGGGGCAGCUCCAGAGGCUGCAGGGGGCCUUCCACCAGGCCAGUGGGCAGGCCCGGGCCCGCGCAGAGACCCUGUCCAAUCAGAGAGCCAGGGAGGAGGAGCUCCAGCAGAAAGAGAGUGCUAAAGUGCAGGAGGAGGAGAAGGAGAGGGAGAUAGAAAGACAGACGGCCCGGAAGAUUGAGGUGGUCAAGCAGCAGAAAGCAGAAUGCUCUCAGAAACUAGAAGGCCUCAACGUGUGGUUGGCUGGAGCCGCCAGCAUGUUGGCCAAUCAGAAAGCAUGUGUAGAGUCGGGGGAUGUGGAUGUCUUGCAAGAGAAGCAGAAGGAACUCAAGGAGGUGCAGAAGGACCUGCAGAGCAAAGCAGAGGGCGUGGCCGGGACCAUCCGCUCGGUGGAGGACUUCCUGUCGGAGCGAGGGGACUGCCUGAGCCCCGAGGAGAGGGAGAGCCUGCAGGGGGCGCUACGCAAGAUGAAAGAGCAGUACGCUGACCUGACCAACGCUGCCGACGCCUCAGUCACCCAGCUGGACACGGCCAUCAGCACCACACUCCAGCAGAACACACAGAGGGCUAAGGCAGAGGAGGACCUCCAGGAGACCCGGGGACAGAUCGAUGCCAUGCUGGAAGGCCUGUCCUCCCUCAGUGCCCCUACUGUGAAGGCAUCCGCCACCAAGUGCAGCACGUCUCCUGAAGACGUCAUAGAUGGGCGGCUCUCUUCCACACAGCCAGAGGGCGCUCUACAGUCACACACAGACAUGCUACAGGCGGAGAUGCAGCAGCUCCAGGCCCAGCAGGCCCAGCUGCUGCAAGUGGCCCAGUCCACGCGCUCCCUGCUGGAGCAGCCCGACUCGGCGGUGCCCCCCGAGGAGAAGCGCCGCCUCCGGGCCUCCCUGGACCAGCUGCAGGCUCAGCACCAGAGCAAGCUGCAGAGCUGCCAGGACCGCCUGAGGAAAUCUGAGGUUCUGCGGGAAGAGCUGUCCAAGUUCCUCCAGGAGCACGGCGGCCUGGGCACCUGGCUGGACCAGAGCGAGAAGGAGCUGCGUUCCCUGGGGGAGGGAGAGACCGACGCACAGGGGCUGAAGGGACGGCUGGAGGAACACAAGAAGCUGGCUGAGGAGGUGAUCUGCCACAAGGCGGACCUGCGCUUCGUGUCCAUCUCGGGCCAGAAGGUUCUGGACUCUGUGCAGGGGGCGCUGGAGCAGGCUGGGGGUUCAGACCCGGCGCUGGACAGCACCAAGCAGCUAGUGACAGACAAACUGCACGACGCCAACCACAGAUACACUGCCCUACACACCAAGUCCUCUGAGCUGGGCGGCCGUCUGUCGGGGCUGCUGGAGCGCUCUCAGCAGUACCAGGACGAGGCGGUGUCGCUCCACUCCUGGCUCAGCAGCCAGGAGCAGGAGCGGGACACGGCCCGGCCCAGCGGGGACACCAACCCCCAGAACCUGCAGAGCGCACUGCGACAAGUACAGCUGUUGCAGGACGAGCUUGCGGCCCGUUCAGUGCAGCUGGAGAAGGUGAAGAGAGCCGGCAGGGAGCUGGUCAGCACAGAGGAAUCCCCCUCCCUCAAGGCAGUGGACAUCCUCUGCACCGCAGAUGGCCUGGAGAGGCGGUUCGACACGCUGUCUGCGUCGGUGUCGGAGCGUGCCGAGCAGCUGCAGACCGCGGUGGCCCAGUCGGUCAGCGUGCAGGAGGGGCUGAAGGGUCUGCUGUCCUGGCUGGACCAGCUGGUUCUGAGCCCAGGACCGGUCCAGCCCAGCGCUCAGGCUGUUCAGGACGCCAUGACACAAAACCAGAAGCUCCGCCAGGAGCUGCUGUCCCGGCAGGGCAGUGUGGACGCCACCCGCGACUCCCUCUCCAAGCUCCUGCAGAGCGCCGACGCAGACACGGCCGCCGACCUCCGGGGGGCGCUGGCCCAGCUCAACGGGCGCUACGCCGCCGCACAGGCCGGCCAGACGGAGAGAGAGGCCGAGCUGAAGGACCUGCUGCCCAGGCUGGAGAGCUACGAGCGGCUGGGGGCCGACCUGCAGGGCUUCACCCAGAGCAGGCUGAAGGCCCUGGGGCCGGUGGGGCAGCCGGAGCACAGCGUGGACGACUACAGGCAGACCCUGGAGGAGGUGAAGUCAGAUCUGGAGCAGGAGGCGGGACAACUGAAGUCCUUCUGCGAGCUGGGUACGGAUCUCAGCCAAUCACAAGCCAUCUCCAAUUCUCAAAGCCUAUUGGAUAACGUCAAGGAGGUGUCAGAUGAGUUCAGCCGACUGGAGGCCAAUGUCAACGACAGGUUUUCAGCCAUCCAGGGCUGUGAGCAGCGGCUGGCUCAGUUCCGUGGGCUCUCUGGCUCCCUCCUCAGGUGGCUCCAGGCAUCUCAGGAUCAGCUGCCUGCGAAGGAGCCCAGCCUGGACACCGAGGGCAUGCAGCGCAGAGUCCAGCAACUCCAGGACUUGUGUGACGACUGGGAGUCCCAGGGAGCCCGGGUCCAGGAGCUGAACAAGACCGGCUCAGAGCUGGAGUCCACCAUCAUCGGCAUCACCGCACCACAGACCAAGACCGUUGCUCCUCAGAUCAACGGUUCAGCCAACCCAGGCAGUGUUAACGGCAUCCAUACCUGCAAAGACCUGACGGAGCUGCAGGUGGCGGUGGCGGAGGUGAACGGCCGCUACGAGUCGCUGGGCUCUGAGCUGAAGGAGCGCCACGGCCGGCAGCAGGCCGCCCUGGAGCUCCGGCAGCAGGCCAGCCAGGGGGCCCAGGAGCUCAGCAGCUGGCUGAGGGACCGCGAGCACAGCCUGGAGCAGGGCCACAACGCCUCCCCCUCCAAACCCGAGGUGGUGCGCGCCAAGGCUCAGGAGAACAAGGCGCUCCUCAGGGAGCUGACGGAGCACUCGGGGAAGGUGGAGGAGCUCAAGGCCUCGCUGACGAAGCUGGUCGCCGACAACCCCGACUCCCCUGAGGCAGCCUCCUGGAGGCAGCAGCUGCAGGAGCUGGACUCCCGCUGGCAGAAGGCCAAUGAGACCGCAGCACAGAGGCAGACGGAGCUGGAGACCUGUGCUGAUAGGCUGGGCAGUUUUGCCUCGGCGGCCAGUCAGCUGGGGCCGUGGCUGCGGGAGAAGGAGCUGAUGAUGAGCGUGCUCGGACCGCUGAGCAUCGACCCCAACAUGCUCAACACGCAGAAACAACAAGUACAGUUCAUGCUGCGCGAGUUCGAUACCCGCCGGCCCCAGUACGACGAGCUGACCCAGUCUGCGGAGGGCAUCCUCUCCCAGUCUGGAGACGCCCCCCAGGACCCCAAGGACCUGCAGGAGGUUCGGGCCGAGCUGGGCUCCAUCUCGAAGCAGUGGGAGGACCUGACGUCCCGCCUGGACCUGAGGUCGGGCCGCAUCGACCGGGCUCAGGGCACCAGCGAACGCUACCAGGCCCUGCUGAAGGAGCUGGCGGCCAGCGUGGGCGACCUGGGCGAGCGGCUGGACGGCCAGGCCUCACUCAGCGCCCAGCCCGAGGCCCUGAGGAGCCGGCUGCAGGAGACGGGCGAGGUGCGCUCGGAGCUGGAGCGCCGCCGCGCCGAGCUGGGCGAGGCGGAGAGGCUGUGCGAGGAGCUGAGCGCCAUCGUGGACGAGCCUUACCUGAGGGAGGAGCUCAGCAAGCGGCUGGAGGCCGUCGGAGCGCCGCUACGGAGUCUGGAGGAGCGCGCCGCCGACGGUCUGUCCCAGCUGCAGGCCGCCCUCUCCUCCACCCAGCAGUUCCAGCAGAUGUUCGACGAGCUGCGCUGCUGGCUGGACAACCAGGCGGACACCAGGGACUCCUCGGCCGACUCCCUGCCCUGCCAGCCGGAGGCUCUGCGCUCCCUGCUGGCCCACGCCGAGGACCUCCAGCGGGGCAUCGCCGCCCAGCGCGGCUCCUACGAGCUCCUCCAGGCCGAGGGCGCCUCGCUGCUCGCCGCGCUCCCCGCCGGAGGGGACGAGCGCUCGGCCCUGCAGUCGCGCCUGUCCGGCCUGCGCCAGGACUGGGACGGGCAGAACCAGAGGGCCACCGACCGGCAGAACCGCCUCAAGUCCACCCUGGCCAAGGCGGAGACGUACCAGAAGCACCGGGAGGAGCUGGUGCCCUGGCUGGAGGAGUGCGAGGGGAAGGACGCGGAGAUACGGCCGUCGCUGGACCCCGCCGCCCUGGACGAGGCCCUGCAGAGGGCCCGGACGCUCUCCAUGGACCUGGACAGGAGGCGCCCCCUGGUGGACGCCCUCAACACCGCGGCGGACCAGUUGCUGGAGCAGUGCCGGGUCGGAGAGGAAGAGGUGCGUGAUGAGAAGGCCCAGCUGAACCGCAGGGUGGACGGGCUGGGGGAGCGGGUCCACGACCACACCUCCCAGCUGGAGGAGCUGGCCGGCCGCCUCAAGGAGUUCCAGGAGGGGAGGCAGAGUGUGGAGCGGAGGCUGGAUGCGGCCAAACACCAGAUAGAAGUCCAGGAAGCUCUGGGGCCACAGGCUUGCAGCGCAAAGAGCCUGGAGCGUCUGCGGAGCCAGCAGGAGGCCCUCCGGUCCCUGCAGCCCCAGGUGGUCUAUCUCAGAGACCUGGCGCAGGGUCUGGUGCAGGACGCCCCCCAGACACCAGGGGGCGGCAGAGAGGGAGCAGAGAGGCUGCAGCAGCAAGCCACCGACACUGAGAAGGAGUAUGAAGACGUUACAGAGAAGGUGGAGCAGUGCUCGGCGGCCCUGGAGUCGCGGCUGCAGGGCGUGGGCGAGGUGCAGACGCACGUGCGCGACGUCUUCUCCCGCCUGGCCGACCUGGACGACGAGCUGGACUCCCUGAGCCCCGUGGGGCGCGACGGCGACGCGCUGGCCUCCCAGGCCGAGGCGCUGCGCGGCCUCCUGGCGCGCGUGGGCGACCUGCGGCGCCAGCUGGACGGCCACGGGACGGAGUGCACCGCCAUGCUGCGGCGGGAGGGCUCCUCCCCCGACCUGCUGGCACUGCGCCGCGAGACGGAGGCCCUCAGCAGGCAGGCGGGCAAGCUGAACGAGCGAGGCCAGGUCCGCCUGGGCCAGAUCGAAGACGCCGCGGAGAAGGUGCGGGAGUUCUACGGGCUGGUGACCGAGCUGCAAGGCAUGCUGGGAAGGGCCGAGGAAGGCCUGAACGCCCAGGGAUUGGUCGGCACGGAGGUGGAGAUCAUCAAACAGCAGCUGCAGGAGUUCAAGGCGCUGGAGCGGGAGCAGGUGGAUGGCAUCCAGCCGCGGCUGAAGCAAGUCAACGCGGUGGGCCAGGGUCUGAUCCAGAGCGCCGCGAAGCACACGGACACCCAGGCCCUGGAGCACGACCUGGAGAACACCAACCUCCAGUGGAACUCUCUCAACAAGAGGGUGGCCGAGCGAAUCGCACAGCUGCAGGAGGCACUGUUGCAUUGUGGGAAGUUUCAGGAUGCCCUGGAGCCCCUGCUAAGCUGGCUCAGUGAUACCGAGGAGCUGGUGGCCAAUCAGAAGCCCCCGUCCGCAGAGUACCGAGUGGUCAAAGCCCAGAUUCAGGAACAGAAGCUGCUGCAGAGGCUGCUGGACGACCGGCGGCCCACCGUCCAGAUGAUCCAGGCGGAGGGCGAGAGGAUCGCCGCCACGGCCGACGCCCAGGACCGGGACAAGAUCCAGUCCCAGCUCCAGAGCCUGGGGGAGAGGUGGACCGAGCUCCUGGACAAAGCCAGCGGCAGGCAGAGGAAGCUUGAGGAGCUGCAGGGGCUGGCCCUCCAGUUCCACGAGGCCCUUGAGCCGCUGGGCGAGUGGCUGAGCGCCACCGAGCGGCGGCUGACCUCGGCGGAGCCCAUGGGCACGCAGACGGCCAAGAUCUCCCAGCAGAUCUCCAAGCACAAGGCGCUCCACGCGGACGUGUCCUCGCGAGGGGCCGAGGUCGACCUGGUCGAGGCCCUCGGCCAAACCCUGAGCCCGCUCUGCUGCCCCGCCGACGGCCAUUGGCUGCGGGAGCGGGUGGGGGCGGUGCACACGGGGCACUCUGAGCUGCUGGAGUGGUGCAGGCGGCGGGCGGGCAUGCUAGAGCAGGCGCUGGCCAACGCCCAGCUGUUUGGGGAGGAGGAGGUGGAGGUGCUGAACUGGCUGGAGGAGGUGGGCCUGAGACUGGCUCAGGUCUCCGUCCAGAGCUUCCAGCCUCAGCCGCUCACAGAGCAGCACAAACACACACUGUCACUGAAUGAAGAGAUUGUGAGCAGGAAGAAGACGGUGGACCAGGCCAUAAAGAACGGACAGGCCCUCCUCAAACAGACCACAGGUGAGGAGGUGCUGCUGAUCCAGGAGAAGCUGGACGGCAUCAAGACUCGCUACGCCGAGAUGACGGCGGGCAGCAGCAAGGCCCUCCGCACCCUGGAGCAGGCGCUGCAGCUGUCCACGCGGUUCGCCAGCGCCCACGACGACCUCAACCAAUGGCUGGACACCGUGGAGGCGGAGCUCAACAACAUGGAGCCCGACGCUACACCCGCUUAUCAGGAGAGACAGAAGGAGCUGAAGAAGCUGUCUGCGGAGAAGCGUCUGGUGCUGGACACGGUGAACGAGGUGGGCAGCGCCCUGCUGGACCUGGUGCCGUGGCGGGCCCGCGAGGGCCUGGACCGCCUGGUGGCCGACGCCAACCAGCGCUACCGCCAGGCCGACGAGACCAUCACGCAGCGGGUGCAGCUGGUGCAGGCUGCCAUCCAGAGGUCACAGCAGCUGGAGGAGGCGGUGGACGCGGAGCUGGCCUGGGCCCGGGAGACGGAGCGCAAGCUGUCGUCCCUGGGGCCCCUGAGCCUGGAGCCCGACGUGACGGUGGCCCAGCUGCAGGUGCAGAGGGCCUUCAACAUCGACAUCAUCCGCCACAAGGACACGGUGGACCAGCUGCUGGCCACCCACAGCGACAUCCUGGACACCUGCACCGACGCCCAGAGGGACGCGCUGGCGACCAAGACGGACGCCCUGAGCGAGCGCUACGAGGCGGUCAGCCAGAAACACAGCGAGCGCUUCUCGGCGCUGGAGCAGGCCCAGGUCCUGGUAGCCCGCUUCUGGGAGACCUACGAGGAGCUGGAGCCCUGGCUGGGGGAGACGGAGACCCUCAUCGCCCAGCUGCCCCCCGCCGCCAUCGACACGGACGCCCUGCGGCUCCAGCAGGACCAGAUGAGGCUCCUGAGGGAGUCCAUAGCCGAGCACAAGCCCCACAUAGACAAACUGCUGAAGAUCGGGCCCCAGAUGGCCCUGCUGAGCGCCCAGGAGGGCCCGUCGGUCACGCAGCGCUACGUGGACUCUGAGCGCCGCUACCUCGCCAUCAAGGAGGAGGUCAAAGGUCGCGCGGGCGCCCUGGACGAGGCGGUGUCCCAGUCCGUACAGUUCCACGACAAGAUGGACCCUCUGCUGGAGACCCUGGAGGGGGCGGUGCAGCGGCUGCGUCAGCCCCCCCCUGUGGCCGCCGAGGUGGACAAGAUCCGCGAGCAGCUGGGGGACCACCGGGCCCAAGGCUUGGAGCUGGACAAGCUGCUGCCCUCCUUCUCCGCCCUGUGCAGCCGCGGGGAGGAGCUGAUCGGGCGGGCCGCGCACGACGACCCCGCCGCCCAGGCCGUGCGUUCCCGCCUGCUGCGUCUGCGCUCCCUGUGGGAGGAGAUCCGCCAGCGGGCGGAGGAGCGCGAGGCCAAGCUGAGCGACGUGCUGGACCUGGCCGAGAAGUUCUGGGCCGACAUGGCGGCGCUGCUGAGCACGCUGCGGGACUCCCAGGACAUCGUGCGGGAGCUGGAGGACCCCGGGGUGGACCCCUCGCUCAUCAAGCAGCAGAUCGAGGCGGCCGAGGCCAUCAAGGGCGAGACGGACGGCCUGAGAGAAGAGCUGGAGUUCGUCAGGACCCUCGGGGCAGACCUCAUCUUUGCCUGCGGGGAAACCGAGAAACCAGAGGUUAAGAAAACCAUCGACGAGAUGAACGGAGCGUGGGACGGGCUGAACCGGACGUGGAGGGAGAGGAUGGAGCGACUGGAGGAGGCCAUGACCGCUUCUGUUCAGUACCAGGACGCACUGCAGGGCAUGUUUGACUAUCUGGACAACGCAGUGAUCAAACUGUGUGACAUGCCGACUGUGGGAACGGACCUGGGAACAGUCAAACAACAGAUUGAAGAACUCAAGCAGUACAAGGUGGAGGUGUACCAGCAGCAGAUUGACAUGGAGAAGCUGUGCCACCAGGGGGAGCUGUUGCUGAAGAAAGUCAGCGACCAGACGGACCGAGACAUGAUCCAGGAGCCGCUCACCGAGCUCAGACAUCUCUGGGAAAACCUGGGAGACAAGAUCACGCACAGACAGCACAAGCUGGAGGGCGCGCUACUGGCCCUGGGUCAGUUCCAGCACGCCCUGUCUGAGCUGCAGGCCUGGCUCAACCACACUCACGCCACCCUGGACACCCAGCGGCCCGUCAACUCUGACCCCAAGGCCAUCGAGAUCGAGCUGGCCAAGCACCACGUGCUGCGUAACGACGUGCUCUCCCACCACUCCACGGUGGAGGCGGUGAACGGAGCCGGGGCCGAGCUGCUGGAGUCCACCCCCGGGGACGAGGUCAGCCACCUGAGAGACCAGCUGGACACGCUCAACAGCGGCUGGGAGAGCCUCCUACUCAAGACCCAGGAGCGCCAGAAGCUGCUGGAGGCCGCACUGCACCAGGCGGAGGGUUUCCACGGCGACCUAGAGGAGUUCCUGCAGUGGCUGCGGAGGACGGAGAGCCAGCUGUCCGCCGCCAAGCCCACCGGGGGUCUCCCUGAGACCGCCCGAGAGCAACUCCAGCAGCACAUGGAGCUGCAGACCACUCUGAGCCAGCGGGCGGAGCACUACCACGGGCUGCUGGACCAGGGCGAGGCCAUGCUCCUGGCCCGCGGCGGGGAGGAGGGCGGGCCCGGCACCACCCAGACCCAGCAGAACCUGGCCAUGCUGCAGAACAAGUGGGCCAGCCUCAGCACCAAGAUCGACGACCGCCGGGGGAAGCUGGAGGAGGCUCUGUCUCUGGCCACGGGCUUCCAGAGCUCCCUGCAGGACACCAUCAACUGGCUGACGCAGGCCGAGCAGACCCUCAACAUGGCCCAGGCCCCCAGCCUCAUCCUGGACACCGUGCUGUUCCAGAUCGAUGAGCACAAGGUGUUUGUGAACGAGGUGAACACCCACCGGGAGCAGGUGCUGGCCCUGGAGAAGGCGGGCUCCCAGCUGCGCUUCGCCAGCCUGAAGCAGGACGUGGUGCUGAUCAAGAACCUGCUGCUCAGCGUGCAGGCGCGCUGGGACAAGCUGGUGCAGCGCUCCCUGGACCGCGGGCGCCACCUCGACGAGGCCCGCAAGCGCGCCAAGCAGUUCCACGAGGCGUGGAGGAAGCUGACCGACUGGCUGGAAGAGGCGGAGAGCCGCCUGGACUCUGAGCUGGAGAUCUCCAACGAACCAGACAAGAUAAAACUGCAGCUGUCCAAGCACAAGGAGUUCCAGAAGGCGCUGGGCUCCAAGCAGCCGGUGUACGACACCACGGUUCGGUCGGGCAAGGCCAUGCGGGACAAGACCCAGCUCCCCUCCGACACCCAGAAGCUAGACCACCUGUUGGGGGAGCUCCGGGACAAAUGGGACACCGUCUGCGGCAAGAGUGUGGAGCGACAACACAAGCUGGAGGAGGCCCUGCUGUUCUCGGGUCAGUUCGCCGAGGCCCUCCAGGCCCUGGUGGACUGGCUGUAUAGGGUGGAGCCCCAGCUGGCUGAGGACCAGCCCGUCCACGGGGAUCUGGACCUGGUGUCCAACCUCAUGGACACGCACAAGGCGUUCCAGAAGGAGCUGGGCAAGAGGACCAGCAGCAUCCAGGCCCUGAAGCGCUCGGCCCGCGAGCUGAUGGACACCGGCCGCGACGACACGGCCUGGGUCAAGGUCCAGCUGCAGGAGCUCAGCAACCGCUGGGAUACGGUGUGCGCGCUGUCCGUCAGCAAGCAGACCCGCCUCCAGCAGGCCGUCAAACAGGCGGAGGAGUUCCGCACCAACGUGCAGAUCCUCCUGGAGUGGCUGUCGGAGGCGGAGCAGACGCUGCGGUUCCGCGGCGUGCUGCCGGAGGAGGCGGACACGCUGCAGACGCUGCUGCACACGCACCGGGACUUCAUGGGCACGGUGGAGGAGAAGCGCUCCACGGUCAACUCGGCGGCGGGCAUGGGCGAGGCCAUCCUCACCCAGUGCCACCCCGACUCUGUCACCACCAUCAAGCACUGGAUCACCAUCAUCCGUGCCCGCUUUGAGGAGGUGCUGACGUGGGCCAAACAGCACGAGCAGCGCCUGGAGACGGCUCUGAAUGAGCUUCUCAACAACGCCAACCUAUUGGAAGAGCUGUUGUCGUGGCUACAAUACGCUGAGACCGCAUUGGUCCAAAGAGACACGGAGCCCCUCCCACAGGACAUCACUCAACUGAAGUCGCUCAUCACCGAACACCAGGUGUUCAUGGAGGAGAUGACCAGGAAGCAGCCAGACGUGGACAAGGUGACGAAGACGUACAAGAGGAAACCAGCCGAGGUCUCGAGCAGCCUGGCAGAGAGGAGAGGAGCGCGUAAGAACCAGCAACAGCAGCCGCAGCAGCACCAGCACGCGGCCAUGCUGAUCGCCAGCAGCAACCCGCGGCUCAACCAGCUCUGCGCCAGGUGGCAGCAGGUCUGGCUGCUGGCCCUCGAUCGCCAGAGGAAGCUCAACGACGCGCUAGAUAGGCUGGAGGAGCUGAAGGAGUUUGCCAACUUUGACUUUGACGUGUGGAGGAAGAAGUACAUGCGCUGGAUGAACCACAAGAAGUCCCGCGUCAUGGACUUUUUCAGACGCAUCGACAAGGACCAGGACGGAAAGAUCACGCGUCAGGAGUUCAUCGACGGCAUCCUGGCCUCCAAGUUCCCCACCAGCAGGCUCGAGAUGACCGCCGUGGCGGACAUCUUUGACGGCGACGGCGACGGCUACAUCGACUACUACGAGUUUGUGGCGGCGCUUCACCCAAACAAGGACGCCUACCGGCCCACCACGGACGCAGACAAGAUAGAGGACGAGGUGACCCGGCAAGUGGCCCAGUGUAAGUGCGCCAAGAGGUUCCAGGUGGAGCAGAUAGGGGAGAACAAGUACAGGCCUCAUGUAGCCUGUGACCUUUCUCAAGGCACUGUCAUCACACUAACCUUCGGGGACUCCCAGCAGCUGCGUCUGGUGCGGAUCCUGCGCAGCACGGUCAUGGUGAGGGUGGGCGGGGGCUGGAUGGCCCUCGACGAGUUCCUGGUCAAGAACGACCCCUGCCGAGUGCAACACCCUGGACUUAAGAUUCUCCGCUCCGACUCCAGUAGCUCCAUCUCAUCUCGUAUAGCCCGUGGGCGGACCAACCUGGAGCUGAGGGAGAAGUUCAUCAUCCACGAGGGCGUGUCCCAGGGCCUGGCGGCCUUCCGCUCGCGGGGCCGGCGCUCCAAGCCCGGCUCGCGCACCGCCUCCCCGACCCGCUCCUCCUCCUCGGCCUCCCACAGCGCCCACAGCUGCGCCUCCCUGCCCUCCACGCCGGCCACGCCCACCGCCUCCUCCUCCUCCUCCAGGUCCUCAAACACCCAUUCUCGUGACUACGCCAAGCCCUGGCUCGCUCACAGUAAAACCCCGACGACCUCCAAGUCUAACUGCUGCCCGGAUCAGGCGGCCCCGGGGCCCGAGGGGACGGCGGCGGGCUCCAAGCUGAAGAGGCCCACCUUCCACUCCAGCCGAGGGUCUCUGACCGGGGAGAACGGGGGCUCCACGCCCACCAGCGCCAAAUCAGGCCGACCCGACCCCAAGCGCGCUGGCACCACGGCGGGCGCCGCCGCGGCCAGCCGCGCCGCCAGCCGGGCGGGCAGCCGGGCGGGCAGCCGGGCCAGCAGCCGGCGGGGCAGCGACGCCUCGGACGCCUCGGAGCUCCAGGAGUCGCGCUCGGUGUGCUCCGACACCUCGGACACGCCGCGGAGGCCCGGCGCCGCCAAGCCCUCCAAGAUCCCCACCAUCUCCAAGAAGACCCCCAGCCCCAAGGGCCCCCCCGCGCUGAAGAAGUAGGGACCCCACCGGGGGGGGGGGGGGGGGGGGGGGGGGGGGGGCGACGAUGAUGAUGAUGAGAGAGAAAGGAACGAAAAUGAAAAAAAAUACGGAAUGCUCCGCACAGAACGGUGGAGGACGUGGCAGAGCACCGAGGGAGGCGGCCGUUUGUUUUGGGCCCCUCCGGUCGCGACGGGGGGUCAGAGUGGUCUGAUCCAAACCUCUUUCCAUAGGGCUGUUAUGAGACGCUGCACUAAGACACGGGGGGACGGGAGGGCCGGUGGUGUCUCAUUCUCUCCGUUCCCCCCCCCCCCUCCCCUCCUCGCACACAAAAACAAACCAAGGGUUCAGGGCCCGUGCGACCAGAGAUGACGAAGAGGACCUCCCGGUUACGAACCCGAUCCAGGUGGCCUUUCCCGGGACACUCUUGGGAUCUUGUGAUCCAGAAAGUUUUUCGGGGAUCGUAACGAGAAAGGCUUCCACAAGGUCUCCCACUGAAUCCACACACACACACACACACACACACGCUCGCGUGCACGCGUCUCUGAGCGGGACGGGAAGCUGCCUUAUGUCCCGUACCAGACCUCUGCUCAGAGAACAGAAGACAGAUACGUGUUCCCCACUCUACGCCUCUACAACAGUGAUACACAGAAUACACACUCAAACGCACACGCAGACAGACUCUGAAUAACAUUUUAACAGAAGAAAACCCUCACAUUGCUGCCCUGAAGUGGUUCGGUCGGUGGCUUCCACCAUGCGGCCUCCCUAAAAUACACCGCCCGCCGACACCCGGGACGGGAACACUUUGGGGGUUUUAUCCGGCUGCCUCGGGGCCGCGACGCUCCUCUCAGAGAUGGCAGAUGGGCAGCUGCUCAAAGAAAAAAAAGAACCAUUGCACGACUGUGCUGUGCUGAAUUCCCCGGGUCUGGUUGGGUUGAGCGGACCGGGGAACCAGACACCCACAGCAUACCUGUGGUGGGCGGGUUUAGGAGCAGAGGAAGCUUCCAGAAAGAGAGUACGCUUCACUUCCUGUGUCGAAGCCAACGCCGAGCGUCCGUCCCCCUCCCGACCACCGGGGGGCGACACCACCGUGGACUUUCAUACCAGCGGGGUGACGAGAAGGGGCUCGCUGGCUUUGAACCGACAACCCCUUGUUUUUUAAUGGUGUCAGCCGCACGGCUCAACAGCACAUCGGACACACAACGAGACGAGACCCGACUCUGUCUGAAGAGUGUGACAACCAACGCACACACCAGCCAGCCGUCUCCUCAGCCCGAGUCUAGCGCGUCGCCCCUGGCAACCAAGCACACGCACACGCAUACACAAACAUAGGCACACAUACAGACACACACACAAAUGCGUGUCCAAGUAGCUGUGUGUAUAAUGUGUGUCACUGGCAUGUGUUACUGAAAAACUAAAGGUCACUGACUCGAGUGACUGACUUGAGUCACUGUAUGCAAAACCUUUGACAAAUGUUAUUUUUUUGUUUUGAUUCGUUUUUUUCGUCUUUGUCAUUGUGUCGUUCUGGUUUAUUUAUAAUCCAGUUGUACUUUUGUUUAUCCAACUAAAACUAAAGUAUCUAACUAAAGUUACAAAUCUAUAUUUAUUUUUGAGCUCCAUAUCAUAUCAAUCGUUGCAGAGCGCAAUUAGUAUUACAAAUCAAGAAAACACGUUUUUUUUGUACAAUGCAAAUGUAUGGUCUGAUCUGCUCUUUGGACAUCUUUUGUGUGUAAAUGUGUUUUCACGUCAUCCUAAUGUUGCAUUCGUCAUAACAAUGUUUUUUUGUUAUUUUUGAUGAUAUCUAUUUACCAGAUCAUGACCAAAGGGGUUUGCCCUUGUGAAGAAAAAGAAAACUUCAAAUGUUGAUUGAAGGGUGACUUUGGCAGAGCAGGGCCAAUGAAAGGGGUAACUUCCUUUCUCAUGUCCCACCUUCCCUAGCAUCUGUCCCUAUAGGCUCGUUUUUUUUAAAUGUCCCACUUGAUUGGAUGGGACCCCCAAGAUUGUGUGUCAUCUCGACGCAAGAGAUGAAGUUUGUGAGAAAACCUUGAAAUGAAUUUAUAGCAAGGAAGAAUGCGAAGGAAAGAACAUCUUACGGUGAUUUUUAUUUAUUUAUUGUCCCGGUGAAGCAGGGGCGUUGUUUCCGUGGAGACGAACCCUCAGCCUUUUGAUGCCGUGCUAUUUUCUGUGUGACAACGUUGGGUUGGGUAGAUGAAGUCCAUUGUGUAAAACAAAAAACUAAAAUUAUAAACAUUUUGUUCUGUUUUUGUAUUAAAAAAAUAUGCUUGCAGUAAA